This is a messenger RNA of Sebastes umbrosus (honeycomb rockfish), 1826 nucleotides long. It is a transcript of the gene pde6gb, whose product is annotated as phosphodiesterase 6G, cGMP-specific, rod, gamma, paralog b. The transcript has 4 exons. The record is from RefSeq and is a predicted model, not a curated record. The coding region runs from base 211 to 474 and encodes 87 amino acids. NCBI's taxonomy places the organism in Eukaryota, Metazoa, Chordata, Actinopteri, Perciformes, Sebastidae. Gene Ontology annotation, molecular function: cGMP binding; 3',5'-cyclic-nucleotide phosphodiesterase activity. Gene Ontology annotation, biological process: positive regulation of G protein-coupled receptor signaling pathway; positive regulation of epidermal growth factor receptor signaling pathway; visual perception. Gene Ontology annotation, cellular component: photoreceptor outer segment membrane.
GCGGUGCGUCCACAUUAAUCUUCUGCUGGUCUCAGCAGCAUCGAUAUAAGAGGGGCCCUAAGCCCCGACUGGCCCUCACAGCGAGUCUAGCGUAGAACUCCACACAUCUGCUGUGCUCACACCCACUCGUCUGGCUGUCCUCCUCCCAAGCAGCCGCAAUCAUCACGACGACUACACUUGCACACACGUACCAAUAACAGCUGAUUCAAAAUGAAUCUCGAGCCGCCCAAAGCUGAGAUCAAGUCGGCCACCCGAGUCACCGGAGGCCCCGCCACCCCACGCAAGGGACCCCCCAAGUUCAAGCAGAGGCAGACCCGUCAGUUCAAGAGCAAGCCUCCGAAGAAGGGCAUCCAGGGCUUUGGUGAUGACAUCCCUGGAAUGGAGGGCUUAGGCACAGACAUCACUGUCAUUUGCCCAUGGGAGGCCUUUAAUCACCUGGAGCUGAAUGAGCUGGCCAAGUACGGUAUCAUCUGAGCCCUCCUGCACCACCUCCCUGCGAUCCUCCGAGGAUUACAGUCCAAACACUUCAGACCAUCUGCCUCAGGCUCCAUCUCCUCACUUCAAAUGGAACUAUUCCUAACGACGAACUGUAACAAAAACAAAAAAUUGAAAAAGAGAAAAAGAAUCUACAAAAAAACAACAACUUUCUGUCCUCUUUCACUGGAUUCUUCUUCUGCAGUUCACACGCAACAUCUGCUCACAUCUGUCCUCACACUAGAUCUGCACUGGUACUCUAAACUGUCAGCAUCCUUUGACUCUCCUCUCCUGUUCUGCUGCUGCUCUUCUUCUUCUUCUUUAAUCUCCUUUCCUCUCCUUUUCUAUUCUUCUCACGGACAAAACAUGAAACUUACGCAAGCAAGGCAGCCUCAAAUUGAGUUUAAGUGACAAACCCGUGGAGUGGGUGGGUUCCCACUCCAUGUGCUUCGGCGCCUCUUACGCCAUCUCAGAGGCUUUUCCAUCUACGCCGAACAUAUAAAACACAAAACCUGAAUUCUGUAGACUGGACACCAGCUUGCCAUUGCUGAGCGUAACUUUUCAGUGGGAUAACUUUAGUCAGUCAUCGUGAGAUCCCUCUUUUCCUCUCUGUUUUGACCAACACUUAACUGCACUGCCCAGGAUACAUACAUCACCACUAUACCAUGUGUUUUUUUAAUCUAAAUUGUCUACCAUCAUAAUACGUGGAAGUCUGAAGUGGGAAGAGAGAGAUCCUUCCCUGCAACACACCCUUGUGUGAUUUUGCAGUGUGUCAGCUUCCAGCAUUGUGUUCACUUGUGUUUCAUAUCCCUUCUUAUUUGUAUGUCACCCUUGUAUAAUAUCAAUGUAUAUGAAAAUCUGUAUUUUAUGUUUAUUUCUCAUAAAUACAAAAAAACACUGUUGUGCCCUGUGUGUUUAUAUUUGAGUUUUUAAGAUCAAUAUUUCAGCUAUUUCAUCUUUCAUCUAUCAUUUCAUCUCCAUUGUCCUCGUCGUCAUCACUGAUCCUUCGUUCUGUUCAUGUUUAGACAGUAAAGUAAUCUGUUGUACACACAAGAUCAAUGCACGACCACCCUGAGUUGCAUUUAGCUUUUCAACUUGUACCGUAAUUUCUGUUAUCCUGACUCUGUCUUUCUAAACAUCGUUCAAAUCAAGAAGAUAUAUAUUUAUAUAUGGAGUAUAUAUAAUAACAAAGACGUUGCUAAAUUUGCCCUGAUGAUAUAAAACUGGUGAUGUAAGAGAUUUUUCUUUAUAAAUGAUGUUUGCAGUGUUGCACUGUGUAUGAUGUAUAAUGGAGCUUUGUCCUCUCUACAGGAUGUGGAAAAAAAUAAAGUAAAAAAAACAGGAAAAUAAAA